Messenger RNA from Striga hermonthica, 708 nucleotides. The record is from the annotation of a GenBank genome assembly. Lineage: Eukaryota; Viridiplantae; Streptophyta; Magnoliopsida; Lamiales; Orobanchaceae.
AUGCCUGCAGUUUGGUUUGCUCUGAAAAGAUCCCUGCGUUGCAAAACAAAACAACGGGACGUGCACGAUCCGGACGGCACGAAAAAGUUAAGCAAGAUAUCGACAAAAAGGUCCAACUCCGGCCGGUCGGGUUGCUCGAGGUCCAUAGCUAACCUUAAGGAUGUCGUGAUCCACGGGAGCAAGCGGCACACCGGAACAAAACCGACGAUUUGCAGCCCGAGGUCCAUCGGCAGCAGCGAAUUACUGAACCCGAUUACUCACGAGGUCGUGCUGAAUAACUCCACUUGCGAGCUCAAAGUGAGUGCAGCGGGCCACGGUUUUAACGAAUCUAAUUUUGUCGGCAUGUUAAAGCCCGGGACUCCGGGACCGAUGGGCUUUCAUGUGGGCAGAGGGGAUAGGCCGGGCUUUCUUGGCAGCCCGGUCAGGCGGACAGCUAGCAGUCUGUCUAGGAGGAGUUCCGGUUUGGGUGUUGUCUCGGCUAGGCCGAGGUCAUCGUUCGGGCCGGACUCGAAUGGCGUCUCCAUAAACUCCCGGUGGUCGAACGGCGAUCAGGUCACUGCCAUGGCGAGUUCCGGUGGCUCCCGCUCAGCCCGGCAUGGCAGGUCCUCCCCGACCGACGCGCAUCUCUUCGAGGCGUCUUCUCCGGUGACCAUAGCAGGUGGUGGAGGUCGAUUUUCAAGCUUCCAGUGGUGUCGAAACGUCGGGUGA